GUUACCAGUGAGAUUUCGCACUACAACAGGUUCCCUUUCCGAAAUGGAUUGGCGUCUAUCAUCGAUCAGUAGGAGGAGCGUGACUCGUCUCAACUUUUACGUAUGUCACUACUCCACCCGUCCCAGCAACACAUAAGAACCCGAGGAAUCAGUGUAGGCUGCCGUUCACGCAUCAAUGAUACCCCUCAUCAUCUACGACAUCCCUUCCAAACUUGAUGGGACCUAUUGGUCUGACAAUAUCACGAAGUCGAGGUUUGUCCUUGGCUACAAGGGCCUUCCCUUCCAGGUCGAGUGGGUGGAACUUCCAGAUAUCGCUCCGAGAAUGAAAGAGAUAGGGGCAAGACCAAACAAGCUCGCGGACGGCGAAGAAAUGUACACCUUACUUGUUCUCAGUGAUCCCAACACCGGUGCACUGGUUACCGAUUCCUGGGAGAUUGCUGAGUAUCUCGAGAAGACAUACCCUGAGAAGCCCAUCUUCUCUAACAAGAGCAAAGGUCUCAUAUACGCCUUCGGCAAUGCGGUCAUCAGCCUAAUACUGCCCGCCGCUAAAUUCCCCAUCUUCCGCGCAAGCCAGAUCCUGAACGAGCGCAGCGCAGAAUAUUACAUCACCACGAGGCAGGUAAUGUUUAAGGUGAAGAUCUCCGAAUUUUCUCCCGAGGGGCCGGCACGGGACGAGCACUGGGCUAUUAUUGAGCGGGCGUUCAACACCUACAAGGAGUGGUAUGACGAGGAGGUGGGAACGUGGCUGAUGGGCGACGUCUUUUCUUAUGCAGACAUCUUCACUGGUUCUAUCCUCUCUUGGUUGAAGAGGGUAUUGCACGACGACGAAUGGGAGAAAAUCGUGAGCUGGCACGAUGGGAAGUGGGGAAAGUUACUUGCCGACGUGGAGAAGGAAUGCAAAAAGGUUUAAUUGAGCAAGGAGUCGAUGUGCGCGAGACAAGCUUGCGUGGUACAUAUGUAUGAUUCGAUGUAGAACGGAAGGAAAAAUGAAUUAGUACUCGAAUAAGAACGCCCUGAGCUUCCC
Pisolithus orientalis is the source of this 1024-nucleotide messenger RNA. RefSeq lists its product as uncharacterized. Lineage: Eukaryota; Fungi; Basidiomycota; Agaricomycetes; Boletales; Pisolithaceae. The transcript is spliced from 2 exons. Bases 176 to 910 code for a protein of 244 amino acids. The record is from RefSeq and is a predicted model, not a curated record.